AUGUGGGGUACAGUACUAUGUGUGGUUGCGGCCACCAGCCUGGUGAUGGGAGAAGGAGAAUAUCUGCUGCCAGGUGACGUCAUCCCCUCGCACUACGAAGUGAAGUUAGCGUAUGACGUCGAUCCCAACACUAACUUCAGUUACUUCGGUGUCGUUGAUAUUUUGCUAAAAGCUAAGCGGCCAAUAUCUAAAGUCGUUCUUCACGCUCAAGACCUCUCAAUAGCCAAUGAAAAAAUAUCUUUAAGGAGUGACAACGAUGUCUAUCGAGUGACGGGUGUCGAUCUUAACGAUACAUAUAAUUUCUUAACGUUACAACUAGACAGAGAAUUGAAAGAGGACGAUAGUUACCACUUGACAAUACCGUUUUUCGGAAACUUGAAGCUUGGACUGGAUGGAGUCUACAUCAGUUCUUAUGUGGAUAAAGAUACUAAGAAGAAAGAAUACCUUAUAGCGACACAAUUCGAGGCUACAUCAGCUCGUAAGGGAUUCCCUUGUUUCGAUGAACCGAUAUACAAAGCCACAUUUUCGAUCAACAUCGGUCACCCUAAGGAAUUCACAGCUGUCUCCAAUAUGCCAUUGAAGAUUUCAUCAGGUGACAAUGCCUUAGAAGACAUUUGGCCAUGGGAAGUAAUGCAGCAGGCAUUUGGAAAGCCCAGAACAAAAUACGUGUGGGAUGAAUUCGACAAAUCGGUUCCGAUGUCAACAUAUCUCGUAGCAUUCGUUGUCUCCAACUUUGCGUAUGUUGACAGUCCUCCUCAGUUAUCCAGUACCAAGUUCAGGAUCUGGGCACGGAAUGACGCUAUUGAUCAGACAUCUUACGCGGCUACAGUGGGUCCGCGCGUGCUCUCGUACUUCGAAAAAUUCUUUAACGUCACCUUCCCACUUCCCAAACAAGACAUGAUAGCGAUUCCAGAUUUCUCCGCGGGCGCUAUGGAGAAUUGGGGAUUAAUAACGUACAGAGAGACUGCUCUUCUCUAUGACAAGGAAGAGUCUUCUUUUAUCAACAAGGAGCGGGUUGCAGAGGUUAUAGCACACGAGUUAGCUCACCAAUGGUUCGGUAACUUGGUGACGAUGAAGUGGUGGUCAGAUUUGUGGUUAAAUGAGGGUUUCGCGACCUUCGUGGCAUCACUUGGGGUAAUGAAUGUCGAACCCACGUGGCAUGCUGAUAUGAGUUACGCGGUGACCAAUAUCAUGUCCGUGCUUCACCUGGAUGCGCUGGAGUCCAGUCAUCCUGUAUCAGUAGAAAUUGACAACCCGAAACGUAUAUCGGAGAUCUUUGAUGAGAUCUCGUACAAGAAAGGAUCGACGUUGAUUCGUAUGAUGUCAAUGUUCUUAGGGGAAGAAGUGUUCAGGAAGGCGCUUCAUAACUACCUAAUAAAACACUCGUAUGGAAACGCGGAACAAGACGACCUCUGGGCGGAACUAACUCAAGAAGUCCAAAAGGCUGGAGGGCUUACCGCAAAUGUCACGGUUAAGGAGGUGAUGGACACGUGGACAAAACAGACCGGAUACCCGAUACUUGAAGUCCAGAGGGACUAUUCUGAAAAGUCACUGACCAUAUCGCAGAAACGGUAUUUAUCUCUCGGUGGAUCUUUCCGUACAAACUCAGCUUGGUGGGUUCCUCUAAGUGUUCUAUGUGAGAGGGAUACCAUGGCUCAAGAUGUUCAGUGGUUGUCAGACAAAGAGGGCGUUGAUAAGGAACACAGGUAUGAGCACGGCGCGAGUCCUGAUGAAUGGGUCCUCUUCAAUUAUAAUAUGAUUGCCCCAUACCGCGUGAACUAUGAUGCUCGUAACUGGCAACUUCUGGUCUCCACUCUUACUAGUGACAAAUUCACCCAAGUGCCGGUCAUGGGAAGAGUCCAGUUACUGUCCGAUGCAUUUGCACUUGCCUGGACCAAUAAAUUGGAUUAUUCGACUACGUUGCAAUUGGCAAGUUACCUCCAACACGAAGACGACUAUCUUCCCCUAAUGACGGGCCUGAACGCGCUCUCGAAAAUUGAAAACGUACUGAAACGUACACCUCACUAUGGCGCAUAUCAGAAGUUCAUGAGGAAGUUAAUCAGAAGAACAUACGAAAAGACAGGUGGUCUUGCUGCAAGGAAGAUAUUGAAUGGGGAUGAUUUGAAUAGCGUAAAAAUGCAGGUAAAAACCAGUUCAACAGCGUGUCGUGCGAAGGUGCCAGGAUGCGAAGAGAAUGCCCUACAGUUGUUUGAACAGUGGAUGAAUACUAAGAAUCCCGAUGAAAACAAUCCUAUUCCUUUAGAUCUCCGUUCGACAGUGUACUGUGUGGCGAUUGAGCGUGGAUCCGUACGUCACUGGCGAUUCGCGUUGGAGCGUCGCCGGCGCACGAAUGUUGCGGCCGCCAAAGAUCAAUUACUCCGCGCAUUAUCCUGCUCCAGAGACAUUUGGAUACUAGCACAAUACUUGGAGUGGUCGAUUACUGACGGUUCGGAUGUGCGUCGCCAGGACUCUGCUUCGGUAAUCACAUCUGUGAUUGCAUCGGAACUUGGCUAUUACUAUGGAAAGGAGUUCUUAUAUUCACGCAUUGAGGAUAUUUACAAGGCAUUCAACGGCCAGGGCCGUCGUUUGGGCUACAUUAUUAAAACUUUACUCAAUCAGUUUACUACGCAGCGGGAACUAGACGAGUUCCUGAAAUGGUACGACCAGAAUUCCGAAUAUCUCGAUGAUGCGAAGCUGGCCGUGUCUCAAGGUAUAGAGCGCGCUCGAGUCAACAUAGCCUGGAUACAACAGAACCAGGGGCUCGUCGUCGACAAACUGAGGGAAUAUUCGCAGUAA
This is a messenger RNA of Pieris macdunnoughi, 2796 nucleotides long. NCBI's taxonomy places the organism in Eukaryota, Metazoa, Arthropoda, Insecta, Lepidoptera, Pieridae. The record is from the annotation of a GenBank genome assembly.